AUGGCGUCUACUCCUUCACAUGAGCUGGUCAAGCAAUCGGCUGGCCAGCUUAUGCCUCCUCCACCACCCCCGAAGCGAAUCAAACGUCCUGCGACUGUCCUUGAUGAAGACAUAUACAGCAACGCUUUGUCCCACAUUAUCGCCCGCGACUUCUUUCCGGGCUUGCUCGAGACACAGAUCAAACAAGAGUACCUGGAAGCAUGUGAAUCGAAGGACAAAGCAUGGAUUGCAAGCUCCAAAAAGAAGUUAGCAGGCGUCAUGCGCACGCCCACCCCGGGGUCGAAUGCAAGACGAAAGUCAGACCAUGCAUCGGUUCCGAGCACACCACAGCAUUUCCCGGGACGGCCGGGUGACACUCCACAUGGCUGGGGAGGUGAUACUCCCAUGUCUGUCCUAUCGACUUCCACAGCGGCAACUGAAACAGAAAAUCGGCAUAUUCCCGAUGUAUCGAACAUGGGACUGGUCGCGUUCCAGGAAAAGUACACCAGCGACGACAACGAGUCUUUCAACAAAGUCCUGGACAAGCAGAAUGAAAAGCGACGGAGUAAAUAUCCCUGGCUUUGGAGCGGGAAUAAAAUUCCCUCCGCUCGACAAAUUGCACACCACCAACAGGAAAUCAAGCGCAUCACAGCUCAAGGGGGAAACCCACAAAUGGGCCUUAUUAAACGGGAUGAGCAUGCCCAGCCCGCCAUCAAAACAGACCUGGACGCCCGCCCCGCUAAUCCAGACACGUGGAAAAGCCGCCCGGACAACACCCUCAUGUUCCUCCCCUCCUCGGUGGAGGAUACCCACGAGACGCUCCCGCAGAAAGCAGAAAUGACAUCCCGAGCGGCCCCCAAGCGAACUCUCUACCAAAAUACCAGACUCUUAGACCCACAUGCCGCAGCAGCAGCGGACGCCGUCAGCGCCUCCGAAGCCGCAUCCGCCUACGCAGGAAGCGAAACCCCGAGGGUGAACGGCUACGCCUUCGUCGACGAGGACGAGCCGGAGCCUGAAUUCACAUAUGGCUCCAGCUCCAAAACUGAUGACAUGGAAGUCGAUUGGCGCCUCCUCGGACCGACCUCUGAAAAGCCAAGUCCCUUCCAACUUAGCGAGACUAGCAAGCGUGAAGCACUGCAUCACCGCAUGGUCGAUCGUAUGGCGCGGAACAAGCGUGCUGAACAGGCCGCCCGUGUUACGAAGACGCCUGUCUCGUUAACGCCACGAUUUGCUAAUAGUCCUCGGUUGGACUUUGGACUUCGGUCUACGCCUGGGUCUACGCCUGGAGCUGGGUCUAGUAGGGGCUCUGUCUAUGGUGGAGGGAGUGCGCGGGGAAAGAUGCUCACGCCUGGAGCGCAGAGGCUGUUGCAGCAGAUGGGGACGCCGAGGUCUGGAGAGGGAAGGCCUGGAUUGGGGGAUGUUUGGACAACUACACCGAAGCGAAUGCCUACGCCGAGGCGAAAGUGA
Molecule: messenger RNA, 1446 nt
Organism: Penicillium verrucosum
Lineage: Eukaryota; Fungi; Ascomycota; Eurotiomycetes; Eurotiales; Aspergillaceae
Product: splicing factor ESS-2 family protein
Exons: 2
Coding region: 1-1446 (481 amino acids)
Cellular component (GO): catalytic step 2 spliceosome
Source: RefSeq, a predicted model, not a curated record